GCGCGUGUCAUGGCGGCCGUGAUGGAGGUGAAACCAGUUUACUGAGAUAAAAGAUUAAUACAUUAAUUCAAAUUAAAACAUGAAUUAUUCCUGAAGCUACGCAAAUAACAUAGUUUCAACAGAGUUAAACUUUGUACUGCUGCUCCAUGGAAGGUCACAUGACAGGUUGAUUCUCUGCUGUCAUGAUGUCAUCAGUGAUGCUCAGAACCAUGCGGCUGGUUCGUGCUGAGCUGCCAUUGGUCUUCAGAUUCCUGUCCUCAUCGUGUAUCUGCCCCGCCCAGUGUUCCCGCCCUCUGCUUGUCUCCAAACAGCACAGGAACCUUUCUGCAAAGCAGGUCAAAGGUCAGCAGAGACACAAUGUGAACCCCAAAAAGGACAAACAAAAAGUGGAGAUCAGACAGAGUAUGACGGUGGCGGCUCUGGCGGAGGCCAUGAACAGAGACGUUGAUCAUGUGCUGGAAGUUCUUCUGCACACGCCCAUGGACAUGGACUCGUUAGAAGCGGACUUUGUUCUUGAGGAGCGGUGGAUCAAAGAGGUGGUGAUGCGCUCAGGGAUGAAGGCCACAUGGGCCAAGCUGUCGGAGACCAAAGAGAAGGAGAACAAAGAUGUCCAGAGGCGGCCCCCAGCAGACCCCACCCAGUUGCUGCCACGCCCCCCAGUGGUCACCAUCAUGGGUCAUGUAGACCACGGGAAGACCACGCUGUUGGACAGUCUGAGGAGAAGUCAGAUUGCCGCCAGCGAGGCUGGAGGCAUCACUCAGCACAUUGGAGCGUUUCUCGUUCAGCUGCCGACAGGUGAACGGAUCACAUUCCUGGACACUCCAGGUCACGCUGCCUUUAACACCAUGAGGGCCCGCGGAGCCAACGCCACAGACAUUAUCAUCCUUGUGGUGGCAGCAGAUGACGGCGUGAUGAACCAGACCAUUGAAUCCAUUCAGCAUGCCAGAAAAGCCAACGUUCCCAUCAUCGUGGCGGUGAAUAAGUGUGACAAACCUCAGGCUGACCCCGAGCGCGUCAAACGAGAGCUGCUGGCCCACAAUGUCAACUGUGAAGAGUUUGGAGGAGACGUUCAGGCCAUCCACAUCUCUGCUCUCAAGGGUGACAACCUGGAGGCUCUGGCUGAGGCCACGGUGGCUCUGGCCGAGGUUUUGGAACUGAAGGCGGAUCCCAGCGGCCCUGUUGAGGCCGUUGUCAUCGAGAGUCGCACUGAUAAAGGCAAAGGGGCUGUAACAACAGCACUCGUCCAGCAGGGGACGCUGAAGAAAGGCUGCAUUCUGGUUGCGGGAAAGACCUGGGCCAAAGUUAGAUUUCUGUCGGAUGAGAGGGGCUGCAUGAAGGAAGCGGGGCCAAGCACUGCCGUGGAGGUCGCAGGCUGGAAGGAGCUACCGUCUGCCGGUGAGGUGAUCCAGGAGGUGGAGUCUGAGCAGCGGGCAAAGGAGGCGGUGGCGUGGCGGCUCAGGGAGGAGGCGGAGCAGAAGCUGAGGGAGGAGCAGGAAGUUAUUGAUGCCAAAAACCAAGAACACCUGAAGGAGUACAAGAAGCAGCAGGCAGAGUUUUCUCACCUCACCUGGAGGCAGAAGAAGGCGACGCUUAACAGGAUCAACCGGCAGGUCGCCGCCAACAGGCCCCGUGAGAGGGCGGCGAGGGCGGAGCUAAGUCUGCCGCUCAUCAUCAAAGGCGACGUGGAUGGCUCGGUGGAGGCCAUCUUGAACAUUGUGGAUACAUACGACGCUCAGGAUGAAUGUCAGAUGGACGUGAUCCACUUCGGCGUUGGAGAUGUGUCGGAAAAUGACAUCAGCAUGGCGGAAACAUUCGGAGGAUCCAUUUAUGGUUUCAACGUCGCUGCCAGUCCGUCCAUCCAGCAGAUGGCUUCCAAGAAAGGCAUCCCUCUGAAGUUACACAACAUCAUCUACAAGCUGCUGGACGAGCUGAAGGACGAGCUGAGCGCCAAACUGCCGCCCGUCCUCAAAGAGAAACCCGUGGGUGAGGCAGCAGUCCUCGCCACCUUCAGUGUCACCGUGGGAAAGCAGCAGCUCCCGGUGGCAGGGUGCCGGGUGCAGAAAGGUCAGCUGGACCGCAGGCUGAAGUUCAGGGUCGUCCGCGGACACCAGACCGUCUGGGAGGGUUCGGCAGCGGCACUGAAGCACCAUAAAGACGACGUGCUGACGGUGAAGUCGGGGAUGGACUGCGGCCUGUCCGUGAAUGCCGAUGUGGACUUAAGACCUGGAGACUCAGUCGUCUGCUUUGAGGAGGUCAGCAUGCCGCAGGUCACAUCCUGGGACCCUGGCUUCUGACUGCACCGCUUCCCAUGAUCCUCUGCUGCUCUUC
This is a messenger RNA of Thalassophryne amazonica, 2328 nucleotides long. It is a transcript of the gene mtif2, whose product is annotated as mitochondrial translational initiation factor 2. The transcript has 14 exons. NCBI's taxonomy places the organism in Eukaryota, Metazoa, Chordata, Actinopteri, Batrachoidiformes, Batrachoididae. Gene Ontology annotation, biological process: translational initiation. The record is from RefSeq and is a predicted model, not a curated record. Gene Ontology annotation, molecular function: GTPase activity; translation initiation factor activity; GTP binding. The coding region runs from base 183 to 2294 and encodes 703 amino acids.